UUUGGCCCGAUCUUUUCUUGUCGAUUUCUUCUGGAUUUUUUUAGCCUCAAUGUUUCUCGGGAUCUUGUUCUUUGUGCGAUGUUUCGUUUUUUCUUGGGGCGGGAGAGUUUAGAGCUCUUUUUGUUGAAAACGAAGUGUGGAUUUGGUUAAGGGGCUUGACUUGGAUAGGUUUUAAGUGUCUCGAUUGGAUUCAAACAGCUAUCAUGUACGAUUAAAGGGCUGGCCUUUUACUUAAAUCUGGAGGGCAAACCGCAUUUAGAUCGAGGGCUGAAGAUAGAUUUUUCAAGUGAUGUAUAUAUGGCAAGAAUGUGGUGGACGUCGAGAAUUUUAUACGAUGUGAACGAGCUGAGACUUUGGUCCUUAGUGACACGGUUCACUGGCAAUCGAUCAUGUUGAAAAGAUGGUAUUCUAAUAUCCAGUUUGAUGAUGCUAUUUCGUGAGGGCUUGCGAUCGAGCUUCAUUCUGGUUGGUUGGAGACUUCGAGUAGAUUUAGAAAGAUAAGUACCGGAAGCGUUUCUGUGGGGGAGUUAUCUGAUCUUGCUAGUUCUGUGUUCGUAUGGUUUCUUUGACUUUGUGUUUAAGUUCUAUUUAAAUUUCGAUUGUUCUCUUCUUAUUCCGUUAUGUGAUUGGUUCACCAGGCUGAGUUCUUUAACGAUAUAUAUAUAGUUUUUUAUUUGAAGUUCAUAUCUCUAAGUGCAUAGCUCUUUUCUGAAUGUUGAGGUUUUUCUCGCUAAAAUUGAUCCUGCAAGAUUUAGAUGCCCAAAAGCUCAAGUCCUGUUGACAAAUCAUUUUCAGGGGUUUCUUUAUCUAACUAAUUUGGUCCUAGAGGAAUUUUAUCAGAAAAUAAGUUCAUAAAUCCUCAUUAAUUUUCUAGAAUUGGUUGAGUUGAGGGUUGUAUCUUCAUUGCUUGGAAAUAGAAGAUAUUUAGAUUGUUGGAUGAGAAUGUAAUGACAGAAAACUACCAUUCUGAGGAUGGAUCUUUUUGUGGAUUUAAAUAUUGAGGGAAAAUGGUUCUCAAAGGGAUCAAAGUGCUGAAAAAGGAUAUGGAAAAGCUAGCAUUUCCAUGGCAUGUAUUCCUUGACAAGGAUAACCCUGAAGGACUCAAAGGGAGAUCAAGAAGAAAUGGACUGUGGUUCUUUGUUACCAUUUCUAGUUAAUAUUAUCAUUAUAUAACAUUCUUGCGUUGCUCUUUGCUGCUUACUCCAGCAGUUUCAGCAACUGAGCAGAUGUGGCUCAUGAGGUAUUCAGAUUUUAAAGAAAAAUCAGAUGUACUUUUUUACCAUGCUAUGAUUUGUGCUUAUCUAUAGCUUGCAUCAGGACCACUCCUUGUGAAGGUUUCCCAAAUAAGAUGGAUGCACAAACUUUGGAACAAGACAUGCUUUCAGUUUUAAUAAGUUUAUGUGUUCCCUUCCCUUUAACAAUUAACGAAUUCUCUUUUCUGAUCUGGAGAAAAUGAUUGUCUCACCUCAUCAUUUACCCUUAAGAACCUUUUUUUAAUGCAAGUCUAUUCUUGAUCUAUGUAUCCAGAACUGGUCCAUGCUUAGUAAGUUACUAGUAUCACUAUUAUUUUCCAUUGUUUCUUGUUUUUUCUUGAACUGGAUGCUUAGAGGAAUUCGUAGCACAUACAUCUGAUGUAAACUGUUUAAAUAUUGGAAAGAAAUCAAGCAGAGUUUUUGUUACUGGUGGUGAUGAUCGCAAGGUGAAUCUAUGGGCAAUUGGCAAACCAACUCCAUUGCUGGAUCUUCCAAUGGUUCGAUUAAGCUGUGGGAUUUGGAAGAGGCAAAGAUUGUACGCACUCUUAGCGGGCACAGAUUCAAUUGUACCUCUGUUGAAUUCCAUCCAUUUGGUGAGUUCUUUGCAUCCGGUUCUUCGGACACCGAUCUCAAGAUUUGGGAUAUUAGAAAAAAGGGAUGCAUCCACACCUACAAGGGCCACACACGCGGAAUUCGAACAAUCAAAUUUACUCCAGAUGGGCGGUGGGUUGUUACUGGUGGAGAAGAUAAUGUAGUGAAGGUAUGGGAUUUGACCGCAGGGAAACUUCUUCAUGACUUUAAGUUCCAUAAAGGACAAAUCCGGUGCAUAGAUUUUCAUCCUCAUGAGUUUUUACUUGCAACAGGUUCAGCUGAUCGAACUGUAAAGUUUUGGGACCUAGAAACAUUUGAACUAAUAGGUUCUGCAGGGCCAGAGGUUACUGGGGUACGCUCCAUGAUCUUUCAUCCCGAUGGACGAACUCUAUUUUGUGGUUUGGAUGUAACCCUAAAGGUUUUCUCCUGGGAGCCUAUAAGAUGUCAUGAUGUUGUUGAUAUGGGGUGGUCUACUUUGGGUGAUCUCAGUAUUUAUGAAGGAAAACUUUUGGGAUGCUCCUAUCAUGAAAGUCGUGUUGGAGUUUGGGUUGCUGAUAUAUCACUAAUUGGACCAUAUGCUGUUGGUGUGGUGUCAAAAACAUAUGAUCUUAUGGAGCCUGUAUAUAGUAAUGGGGAAGAUCAUUCUACCAAGCUGAUGGAAAGCAACAUAAAAUCUAGUACUGCACUGAUUACAGGACAUCAUGACUUUGGAGGUAAACCAAAAGAAAGUGUCCUACAAGGGAUCAAUUCUACUUAUGCUUCAAGCAUGGCUUCAAUGAAUUCAACUGAUGUCAAAAGGAAUAAAAGCGCCAUAAGCCAUAGUACUCCACAAGGAUUUGAUCGGAAGUCUACUUCCAAAGCAUCCGCUGUGAAUUCUACUACAUUCAGGGUUGUUAAAGCUACAGAGAGCCCUUCUAAUACUCUGAACAGAAUGGAAUCAGGUUUUGCAACAAGGCCGAUCUCAUCAUGUUCAACUGUAAUGAGUAUGCAUAAUUCAUUAACCUUGAGGAAAGGCUCAAUGAUGGAGGCAAAUGCAGUGAUGGAUGUCCAGGCAAUUGCUAAUCCUGUAUCCAUGCCUGUUGUUGUACCAAGAGACAGUUUAAACCAGGACACUCCUGGUAGUUCUAGAAAAGUAAUUGCAGACACUGAAGCAACAACUCAGGGUUCGAUGCUCUGCAAACCAACUCAAAUGCGGAAGCCAUCUUUUCUUGGUGGUUGUAGUGAGGGCGAAUUGAUUGCAACUGUAUCCGGGCCUUUGAGUGGCAUGAGUAAUAAUUUAGGUGUUUUGGACCCAAAGUUACUCUCCAAGACAGCUGUGAGCCAAGAAGCUGCAGAAGCUGAUGAAGGAAACCAUAGAAGGACCAAAAGCAUUGCAGAAAAAUUUGAAAAAAUAAUGUUAUUGGAGGAGCCGUUACAAGUAUAUACUGACAAAAAUGCUGAAGCACCAUGCUCUAACAGUGAAACAAAUUCAGUCAAAUAUGUCAGAGGAGUGGCCGUUCAACUUGGAAGGACACGAUCUCUAGUUGAAAGCUGGGAAAAAAGAGAAAGAUUUAAUAGUGGUUACUCAGCAACAAUUAGUUCUUCCUCUGACCCAGCCCACAGCAAUGACACUUCAGCAUCUUUGCUUAAAGCACCAGAGAAAACCUCUGAAAGGGACGUGAUGUCAGCGGAUGAUGAUUUUGUUCCAGAUAUACUAUUGCAAAACCAUAAUGUAUUCAUUAAUGCUGUAAAAUCUCGGCUAACAAAGUUACAGGCGGUGAGGCACUUUUGGGAACAAAAUGGUAUUAAAGGUGCAAUCAAUGCAGUAGUGAAGUUGCCUGACCAUUCUGUUCAGGUAGAUCUUAUCAGUAUUCUCAAGGAGAAAAUUGACCUUUUUACUCUUGAACUUUUCUCGUGCUUGCUUCCGCUUCUUGUGGGUUUAUUGAACAGCAGGACUGAAAGGCACCUUAUUGUCGCCCUGGAAAUGCUAUUGGAGCUUGUGAAGAUCUUUGGACCGGUUAUCCAUUCAACAAUGUCGGCAUCUUCACUAGUAGGGGUUGAUCUUCAGGCAGAGCAGAGGUUGGAGCGUUGCAGUAACUGCUUCAACCACUUGGAAAAGAUAAAACAAAUGCUCCCUUCCCUGAUUAGAAGAGAGGGGCUGCUAGGAAGACAUGCUCAGGAAUUGAAUCUCUUCUUGCUUGACUUAUGACCGACCAAAGCAGCCAAAGUUUCUUCUGACUACACUUUUACGUCUCUUUUGAUACAAAGAAAAAAAAACUCCUGCUUUUAAGUCCUGGGUACCAUCCAAGUAAUCAACCCCAGUAUUCCUUGCCUACUGCUUCUGAUGACAAUCUAUUGGGCCUGGCAGUCCCCUAGUCCUAACCAAGCUACCAGAUUCAUUAUCCUCCAGAGCCUGCUGCAUAAUCCGACAUGGAUCUACUUCAUCAAUUUUGCCAGCUUCUGGUAUAUGUUGUAUGUAUAAUAACGUUCAGUUAGACAAUAUUCUUUAGAACAUCAUGUCAAUUGUCUUCUACACAGUUAUUUGUAGACCUCCAUAUAUUGGACAAGGGUGGAUUUGGGGGCAUGCUUAAUUGAUAAAUAUUUCUAGCAUAUGAUACAUGCACUUAUUUUUUGAUCAGAUGAGCCGAUCCUCUUGAAGACUUUU
This is a messenger RNA of Elaeis guineensis (African oil palm), 4488 nucleotides long. NCBI's taxonomy places the organism in Eukaryota, Viridiplantae, Streptophyta, Magnoliopsida, Arecales, Arecaceae. The record is from RefSeq and is a predicted model, not a curated record.